This is a messenger RNA of Microcebus murinus (gray mouse lemur), 2352 nucleotides long. The record is from RefSeq and is a predicted model, not a curated record. NCBI's taxonomy places the organism in Eukaryota, Metazoa, Chordata, Mammalia, Primates, Cheirogaleidae.
GGCGGCCAAUGUGGGGCGGGAGCGAGAAUGCGCGUGCGCGGCCGCCCUUCCCCCUUCCUUUCUGUGUCCCCUCCCCGCCCGCCGCAGUCCUUGCCUUCCGGGUCGCUAGACCCCGAUUCCCGGGUCUGUCCUUCUCGUUCUCAACUCCUGCGGUGCCCCGAGUUUUACCCAGCUCCUGCCGAGUUCACUGUGAUGCUGAGUCGAAUGCCACGACUGUUCUUCAGCCACUCGUGGGGGAUGCCGGGCUGGCAUGGUGCUCACUGUUGGGAGCUGAAAGUGCUGACAGCAUUGGUGCUGUAUUAAAUAGCAAAGAUGAGCAGAGAGAAAUUGCUGAAACAAGAGAAACUUGCAGGGCUUCCUAUGAUACCUCUGCUCCAAAUGCAAAGCGUAAGUAUUUGGAUGAAGGAGAGACAGAUGAAGACAAAAUGGAAGAAUAUAAGGAUGAACUAGAAAUGCAACAGGAGGAAGAAAAUUUGCCAUAUGAAGAAGAGAUUUAUAAAGAUUCUAGUACUUUUCUUAAGGGAACACAGAGUUUAAAUCCUCAUAAUGAUUACUGCCAACAUUUUGUAGACACUGGACAUAGGCCUCAGAAUUUCAUCAGGGAUGUAGGUUUAGCUGACAGAUUUGAAGAAUACCCUAAGCUAAGGGAACUCAUCAGGCUAAAGGAUGAGUUAAUAGCUAAAUCUAACACUCCUCCUAUGUAUUUACAAGCAGAUAUAGAAGCCUUUGACAUCAGAGAACUAACACCCAAAUUUGAUGUGAUUCUUCUGGAACCCCCUUUGGAAGAAUAUUACCGAGAGACUGGCAUCACCGCUAAUGAAAAGUGCUGGACUUGGGAUGAUAUUAUGAAGUUAGAAAUUGAUGAGAUUGCAGCACCGCGGUCAUUUAUUUUUCUCUGGUGUGGUUCUGGGGAGGGAUUGGACCUUGGAAGAGUGUGUUUACGAAAGUGGGGUUACAGAAGAUGUGAAGAUAUUUGUUGGAUUAAAACCAAUAAAAACAAUCCUGGGAAGACUAAGACUUUAGAUCCAAAGGCUGUCUUUCAGAGAACAAAGGAGCACUGCCUCAUGGGGAUCAAAGGCACCGUGAAGCGCAGCACGGACGGGGACUUCAUUCAUGCUAAUGUUGACAUUGACUUAAUUAUCACAGAAGAACCUGAAAUUGGCAAUAUAGAAAAACCUGUAGAAAUUUUUCAUAUAAUUGAGCAUUUUUGUCUUGGGAGAAGACGCCUUCAUCUAUUUGGAAGAGACAGUACAAUUAGACCAGGUUGGCUCACAGUGGGACCAACGCUCACAAACAGCAACUACAAUGCAGAGACAUACGCGUCCUACUUCAGUGCCCCGAACUCCUACCUGACUGGAUGUACAGAAGAAAUUGAGAGACUUCGACCCAAAUCCCCUCCUCCCAAAUCUAAAUCUGACCGGGGAGGUGGAGCGCCCAGAGGCGGAGGACGAGGUGGAACUUCCGCUGGCCGUGGUCGAGAAAGAAACCGCUCUAACUUCCGAGGAGAAAGGGGUGGUUUUAGAGGGGGCCGUGGGGGAGCACACAGAGGCGGCUUUCCACCUCGAUAGUUGUGGACACGUUGAUCCUGAUAAUGCCCCUCUAACCUUCUUUAUUGUAGUUUGCAUUUCAAGUGGGAAACUUACUUUAGAGCACAAAUCAAGCUUGCACCUUUGCUUUGGUUUCUCUGAACUGCAGGACUAUCUUAGUCAACCUCCCUGGCACUUGUCACACACCGUCUAGUUCUGUUCAGGAUAAAUGAGUAUUCGGCCUUUUGUCAUGUGCAUGAGCAGAAUGGAACGCUAGUAACUUCAUCUCCAGAGACUGACUCUGGUCUGACAGAUUCCAACUAAUGACAGAGGUUUUGGUUUUUAGAAGUAGUUGAAGGGGGAGAAGAUCCCAUCUGCGGUAUCGCGCUAGUGCCCUCGGGGUUGGUAACGCACUUCCUGCCGCUGCUGUCAAAUGUGGGGAGCCGUCCUGGAGCCUUGACAGAGUGGAGUUGGGACAGAUGGUUGUUAGGCAGUAGCCUUUGCCAGGCCCCUAGGGAGAUAAAGGAGUGGAAUGCAAAAGGGGAGCUUGCAUUCCUUCCUGCCCCCGCCACCCCUACAAGGACAAGUCUGUCCCUCUCUCUCCUGAUAAGGAGAGUGACAGUGCCGGGGCUGCAGGGUAGAUGUGACUGAGGCAGGGGUCCUAGGAGCUGGUGGUUUGAAAAAGAAUUUAUUACAAGUGACUGUUCCCGUCCAGUUACUCCCCCCCAGAAAAACCCUCUAUUAAACCCACCGCUCUCCCCUUCCGGGGGUGGACGCCUUUUUCGACCUCCACCCACGAUGCUCAAAUAAACAGCAUUUUGCUAAA